GAGGAGAUGCGGAGCGCCAGCGGCGGUCCGCUGUCUGUGACGCUCUUCCUUCCUUUCCCACCCAGAGAAAACGGAGCCUCGGGGAGAUUACUUUGUUUGGGACAUUUCGCCGAGGUAUGCGUAAAAAGGCGCACCGUUCGCCGUGACGCAUGGCCACUGCUUUUGACGUACGCUGCUGACAACUCUUCCAGUAGUCGAUUACCAGUCACACUGGGGGAACUAUUUACGAACAGUCACCUUUUGUCAAUGAGGAUUCCACACAGUAUGAAGCUCGUGUGCCUGUGGGUGUUGUGCAUCGUGCAUCUGGCAGAUGCUGUAAUUGACUUAACAAUGAUAUCCACAGCAGAGGUCAUCCAAGUGAAUCACUUCUCCAUCUCAUGUAUUAACGGAGAGCGCACCCCUGCCCAUGUGGAACUGGACAUUAAAAGAGACAACAAAAUCCUCAUAUUCCCAAAGAUGCCAAACUUCAAACUACAUAAACCAAGGAACAAGAAAGUUGUGGCCAGAGAGUUCAGAGAUUUGGAUAACAUUGGUAUUUUUUACUGUGACUCAACCCAGGAAGUUCCUCCGCUUGAGACAGUCACAAUGAUAAACAACUUCGGCAGAGCAAAUUUUAUUCCAACUCACCUGACAAUAACUGUUAAUAAAGGGGAAACAGUUCACCUCAGCAUGAUGCUCCUGAGUUCCCAAAAGAGGGAUGUGACCUGGAAGUACAACGGAAAUUACUAUUACAUGACUCACUGGAAUGACAUGGUCAACCGCACUGCUGUGCUGACAGUGGAGAACGCAGCUUUUGCUAAUCAAGGCAUCUAUAGUGCCAGCUAUGUGGGGGACAGUCCUCUUCAGGGGGCCUGGAUGAGACUCAUUGUCAGAGAUUGUCCAAAUAAGAAAUGGGGUCCUGACUGUGACAAAGACUGUCCAGAAUGCCUCAAUGGUGGCGUAUGCCAAGAUGUGGAUGGAGACUGUAUGUGCCCUCCCGGAUUCAUGGGAACACGCUGUGAGACAGCCUGCAGAGAAGGAAUGUUUGGCCGAAACUGCCAAGAGUCGUGCAGCUCAGAGCUGAACUGCAAGGGGCUUCGAUUCUGCCUACCAGACCCUUACGGCUGUUCUUGUGGUAGCGGCUGGUAUGGGAACCGAUGUGAGAAGGCCUGCCAUAAUGACAUGUAUGGACCAGACUGCAGGCUGAGCUGUAGAUGUCAGAAUGGAGGAGUAUGCAAUCGCUUUAGUGGAUGUCAGUGUCCCACUGGAUGGAGGGGACAAAACUGUGAAAAGUCUGACCGGGCCCCAGAGAUUCUGGACUUGGAUAGUAAUUUGGAGUGGAAUCUCAAUUCCAGCCCAAAGAUCUAUUGCUCUGCCACAGGCAAUCCUCUGCCCAGUCAUAACAGCAUUGAGCUCCGAAAGUUGGACAGCACUGUGCUGAAGGCAUCACACACUGUCAUGGAUUCUAAUAAAAGUAUAGCCAUGUUUGAAAUUCCACGUCUGAGUGCUGAACAAGGAGGAUUGUGGGAGUGCAGGGUGUCGACCAACGGAGGCCAGGAUUCCCGUAAAUUCAAUCUUACCAUUAAAGAGCCACCAGUUCCCACCACUGCUCCCAUACUGUUGGAAAAGAGGAGUAAGCAGCUACUUGUGAUGCCUAUGGACUGCCACAGAGGAGAUGGGCCCAUUGUCUCCACCACGCUCCUCUACAAGCCUGUCGACAAUGAAGAUUCUUGGUCCUCCAUAAUUGUGUACAGUGACAAGGAGCCCAUAACACUGAUGAACCUGGAGCCUUCAACACGCUACCGUGUGCGGGUCCAGCUGACUCGCCCUGGCGCAGGAGGUGAAGGAGCCCCGGGGCCAGAGGCCAUCAUGGAGACUGAUUGUCCUGAGCCCACAGUCCAACCUGAGAUUGACAUCAGCUCGGUGGAAGGUCGCAAUGUCACUGUGCGAUGGCGACUGCCCAGCAACAGUGGUAUUAAUGUCGAGACAGCCAGUGGCUUUUUAGUGCAGCUCUUCGGGCCACCGCCCCACAGUGAAAAACUCCUGGAGGGCACCACCUUGUUAAAUGUUCUGUCCAAAAAGUUCUACAACAUGGAGUAUCAACAAGACUACAGGGUGGUGGUGCGCCUCAUCAACUGUGGCAGCCAGGGGCCUCCUUCCAAGCCCUACCACAUCCGCAUCAACAGCCAGGGCCCAUCACCUCCUCGUAAUGUCCAGACUGUGUCCGUGUCCCUGUCAGCCAUCCAGCUGAAGUGGCAGCCCCCCGAGGAUGUUAAUGGAGGCGUCAUGAAAUAUGUCAUUGAGUACCAGCCAGUCGGCCAAGGGAGCCCACACUUUUGGGUGGACACAGAUGACGGGAACAAGACCACGAAAGAUGUUACGGCACUCAACGGCAGCACCCUCUACCAGUUCAGAGUGAGGGCUUUUUCCAAGGUGCCAGGGGAGUGGAGCAAGUUUGUUCAAGCCAUUACACAAGGGGAUGGCCUGGAAAGUUUAACUCCGACCACCCAAGGUGUGGCUCGAAAACCAGCAGGGGACAACUACCAGCUGUUGGUGGCAGUAGUGGGCUCAGUGACGGUCACGUGUGUGACCAUCCUGCUGGCACUGCUUGCACUUUUCUUCAUCCGCAAAACUCUACUUAACCGCCGUCGCACAUUCACCUACCAAUCUGGAUCGGGUGAGGAGACAAUUCUGCAGUUUAACUCUGGAACUCUGACCCUGACCCGAAGACCUAAGCCCACCCCAGAACCUCUUACUUAUCCAAUCCUAGAAUGGGACGACAUUAAGUUUGAAGAUGUCAUCGGUGAGGGCAACUUUGGACAGGUGAUCAAAGCCAUGAUCAAGAAGGACGGCAACAAGAUGAGUGCAGCCAUAAAAAUGCUGAAAGAGUUUGCCUCAGAAAAUGACCACCGGGACUUUGCAGGGGAACUGGAAGUGCUGUGUAAACUAGGCCAGCAUCCCAACAUCAUCAACUUGAUUGGAGCUUGUGAGAACAGAGGUUACCUGUAUAUCGCCAUAGAAUAUGCUCCCUAUGGGAACCUUCUGGACUUCUUGCGAAAGAGUCGUGUCUUGGAGACUGACCCUGCCUUUGCCAAGGAGCAUGGCACAGCCUCUACGCUCACCUCCCAACAAUUACUGCAGUUUGCUGUUGAUGUAGCAACUGGGAUGCACUAUCUCAGUGACAAACAGUUCAUUCACAGAGAUUUGGCCGCCAGAAAUGUCCUUGUUGGCGACAACCUCAUGGCAAAGAUAGCCGACUUUGGUCUGUCCCGUGGUGAGGAGGUUUAUGUUAAGAAGACAAUGGGUAGGUUGCCCGUUCGUUGGAUGGCCAUUGAGUCUCUGAACUACAGUGUGUAUACAACCAAAAGUGAUGUGUGGUCUUUUGGAAUUCUCCUUUGGGAGAUUGUAAGCCUAGGUGGCACGCCAUACUGUGGAAUGACGUGUGCUGAGCUUUAUGAAAAACUGCCACAAGGCUACAGGAUGGAGAAGCCCAAGAACUGUGAUGAUGAAGUGUAUGAGCUGAUGAAACAGUGCUGGAGGGAUCGGCCGUAUGAAAGACCCCCUUUUUCCCAAGUCUCGGUGCAGCUCAACAGGAUGCAAGAGGCCAGGAAGGCCUAUGUGAACAUGGCGCUUUUCGAGAACUUUACUUACGCUGGAAUAGACGCUACUGCGGAGGAGGCCUGACUACCAGCCCCCCCAGGCCCUGGCAUGCCACGUAACCUCAAGAGGAAGCCCAAACGAUUGUCACCACGUUACUGCCACCUCCUCGCUGCUAACCACAGAGAAAGGAGGACCAGACGUGCUUUCAAAACCACCCAGCUAUAGAUGGAGGACUGUGAAAGGACACUGAGUGAACGUAUCCGAGGCAUUGGCAGAUGUGGAGCGUGGCCUCGGAUGGAGGCAAUCACUACCAACCCGUCAUAUUGAGGAGAGUCAAAUCAUCGGGCUUCUUGUUGUUGAAGAUGUUACACUUAUGACUGAGUGUCAAAGGUCAUGGAGUUGUGUGGCUUACUAAAACACUGCAGGGUCUGUGGGGUGCUUAUGCUGGACCUUAUUUGCUCUCUGUUCUCCCAGAGGAACGGACAUGGAGUGAAUCACAAUCAUUUCACUUCUCGGACUGUUAGAAACAUACAAUGUAGCACUUAACACCAGCCUUUUUUAAAUACACUCUGUGUAUUAUCACUGCCAUGUGAACUACUGUACAGUAUACUGUACUGUGUGUGUGUGUGUGUAUAUAUAUAUAUAUAUAUAUAUAUAUAUAUAUAUAUAUAUAUAUAUAUAUAUAUAUAUAUAUAAUUGUGUUUUGUUAUCAAAACCUCCUAUAGCCUGAAUGUAUUAGUCAGCACAAAUGCACUAAUGGUUAUAUGAAUGUUUAAGGACACAAAACCAUGGGUAUUUUUUUACACAUUUGUUUUUGUGUGUGGUUUUGGUCUUUUGUUCACCUGCAAAUUAUUUUAUGUCACUGUUUGGAACACUAAACUCACUUUUUAGUGUUUUCGUUAAACGGAAAAACCUGCGUUUCAUGUUUUAUUUUUCUAAUUUCUAUUUUUUUCUCCCUUGUCUAAUACAACCAGAAGCAGUGGAAGUGGGGUGGGUGGUGGGGUAACUUCCAAAUUCCAACAAAGAAGGCAACCAUGCUGAAAAUUUAAAAACACAUCAUUGUUUUCAAAGAUAGCAAUGCUUUAAUCAAUUUACAAAAUGUAGCAGAUACAACUAAAUAUAGCACCAACAAAAUUAUAUAUGAGUUUGAUUAUAUUGUAUAAAACUAUUUAAAGAACAAUUCCAUAUCAUUAAGUAACUAGGUAUACAAACAUUGACAUGAAAACCUCAUGAGCGCACAAAUAAUUUCUCGUGGUUAAAGUUCCACAAUCCAAAAAAUUACUUACAUUUCCUGAAAUAAUGCAUAAUUAUGCUAGUGAUAAGCAACAUAAUCCCACCCAGUGCAAUAAAUUAGGGGUGUGAAAACAUAGAAGAUAAAAGUAGCAAAGGGGCACAGUUCAAAAAGUGUGGGGCUGCAUGCCCCCAAUGCCCCCCUGGUUCUGCUGCCUUUGAAUACAACGUAGCU
Molecule: messenger RNA, 5044 nt
Organism: Phycodurus eques (leafy seadragon)
Lineage: Eukaryota; Metazoa; Chordata; Actinopteri; Syngnathiformes; Syngnathidae
Gene: tie1
Product: tyrosine kinase with immunoglobulin-like and EGF-like domains 1
Exons: 25
Coding region: 7-3663 (1218 amino acids)
Biological process (GO): positive regulation of kinase activity; protein phosphorylation; cell surface receptor protein tyrosine kinase signaling pathway
Cellular component (GO): signaling receptor complex
Molecular function (GO): protein binding; ATP binding; transmembrane receptor protein tyrosine kinase activity
Source: RefSeq, a predicted model, not a curated record